AUGAAUGCCUCGUCUCGGGGAGAGCCCCCGUACACCUUGCUCGAGCUCAUCGGCAAGGGCACCUUUGGCCGCGUGUACAAGGCCACCAGCCGGUCCGGCCAAGCCGUGGCCGUCAAGAUCAUCAGCAUCGAGGAGGGCGACUUCUUCAACCCCAAGCGGGCCGACACCUUUGGCGACAUCCUCAAGGAGGUCAACACCCUGAAGCUCCUGAGCACCAGCGGCGCCCGCAACGUCAACCUCGUCCUCGACGCCCUGCUCUUCGGCCAGAGCAUAUGGAUGAUCACGGAGCACUGCGCCGGCGGUAGCGUCGCCACGCUCAUGCGUCCCACCGGCGGCCUGCCCGAGAAGUGGAUCAUCCCCAUCCUGCGCGAGGUCUCCGUCGCCAUCUACUGGGUGCACAAGCACGGCAUCAUCCACCGCGAUAUCAAGUGCGCCAACGUCCUCAUCGCCGCCACCGGCGAGGUCCAGCUGUGCGAUUUCGGCGUCGCCGGCAUCAUGGAGACCAAGUUCGACAAGCGCAGCACCGUCACCGGCACGUUGCAGUGGAUGGCGCCCGAGCUCUUCGAGACCAGCGUCGCCUACGGCACCGAGGUGGACGUUUGGGCCUUUGGCUCCAUGGCGUUCGAGGUUGCCACGGGUCUGCCGCCCAACGCCACCACGGCCAUCGACCCCUCCCAGUUCGGAAGCUAUCUUAAGCAGCACUGCCCCCGUCUCGAGGGCGACCGCUACUCCCAGCCCCUCAAAGACAUUGUCGCCUUCUGCAUGGUUGACGACCCCAAGCAGCGUCCCGCCAUCGACCUCGUUCAGCGCCACCCUUACAUCUACAGCAGCGAACUCGAAUACCCCACCGCCUCCCUAUCCAAGCUCGUCAACGCGCGCCCAGGGUACCCUCGGCGAAUUCUCCUGCCCACUGCCUACGAGAACGAGGAGUGGGAUUUCGCCAUCGCCGAAGACAUGGGCGCCCUCACGCUCGACGACUCCGACACGCAAGCCGUAUACGACGCCUACGGCAGCAGCAUCGAUUUCACCGCCCAGCCACCCCCGCAAGCCCUCGGCAACAACAACAACAACGGAAACAACGGAAACAACCGCCGGCGCAGGAAGCCCCCGCCCAAUCUCCGCGUCGUCAAAGCGCCGCUCGAACGAAUCUUCGACCCAAACACCAUUUCCAACUACGAAGAAAACGUCAAGGACUUUUACCACAAGCAGAUGCGGAAAUCCUCCUCCGACCUCCCCUCCGCGACGACACCCAGCAGAUUGGAUCUUCCCGUCAUGUCGCCCGUCACGCCGGGCUUCGACCGUGCCCGGUUUCGGCCCGAGGAGGAGGUGUCCAUCGCAAACGUCUACGACGGAGGCCAGCCCACUCCGCGACAAAACAAGAGCUUGCUCGGGGCGGCCGUGCAGGCUAACCGCGUGUCGACCGUCAGCCUGAUCGAUCUCGACGCGAGCUUCGCGACCGACUUUGACCCUCCUCGGCCGUCUACCUCGGAUUCGGACAAGCUGUCGAUAUCCUCAGACCCGGCCACUACGCCCUUUGACCUCGAGCGGCACUCCAUAUUUAUCCCCGCUUCCGCCAGCCACCACGCCGGCCUACACCCCCGCCCAAGCUGCCGCGCCGCGCCACCGAACCAGUCACGCCGUCUACCCUCUGGCAGUGUCUUUACUCAAGGAGCUACCUGCGCGCCCCGUUCCGGAUAUGCCCAUGAUGCCUCUCCCGCCCUCUAUCAUGGUCAUGGGGGCCUCGACGAAAAGGACGAGCUCAAGGCCGAAUUCCACCGUUUGAUUGCGAGCAUGAACGAGCAUCUCAAGUUUGUGAGCGGCGUUUUAGAUACCAUGCCUGAUGUGCCGACAAGGAAUGGCUUUCCCAGCAAGACCGCGUGGUCGGGGUAG
This is a messenger RNA of Parascedosporium putredinis, 1890 nucleotides long. The record is from the annotation of a GenBank genome assembly. NCBI's taxonomy places the organism in Eukaryota, Fungi, Ascomycota, Sordariomycetes, Microascales, Microascaceae.